Messenger RNA from Arachis ipaensis, 3004 nucleotides. RefSeq lists its product as uncharacterized. Lineage: Eukaryota; Viridiplantae; Streptophyta; Magnoliopsida; Fabales; Fabaceae. The record is from RefSeq and is a predicted model, not a curated record.
UUUAAAGGCAUCUUUUUUAACCACACCAUAUUCGAUUUGGUAAGAGCUAAAAUAGCUAAAUUGUGGACUACUAAAUUUUCAUCUCUCUUAACAUAUGAGAUUUGGUAAAACCUAAAAUAAUUUAAGAGUUUUGCAAUUAGAAAUUAUAAAACCAAAAUGAUCUUCUUGUGCCUGACUACCAAAAUAGCCUUUUACAACUUUUAUAUUAUCACUUUCAAUUUCUAUCUCAAAAAAUAAAAAAAAAUAAAAACAUUGUAGAGCAAAUUUUAGGCACAAAGACAAGGUCAUAGCCUCAGCCUUCCUAAUUGAAAGUGAUGAAUCAAUCUCCAACGUGACUGCUCCCAUACACACUCCAUCUUCAUCUCUAAUAAUGGCUCCUGCACCACUUCUAUAUUCAUUAACAAUAGCGACAUCCACAUUUAAUUUGUACCUACUUGGUUGGGGAGCUAUUCAGAAUGUUGCGCUUUGGUUAUCCGAUGGAACUUCCCAAUUUGACUUGUGUGAUGGCACCAACAUAGCCUCAACUUCAGAAAAGAUUUCCUGCACCUUCUCUGCUGUCAAUUCCAGUGAGAGGAAUUGAUGGGUUCGCAUCCGCUCUAAUGGUGAAAGGAGAUACAAACUAGAAUUUUUUAGCCCAAGAGCAAUCUCUAAAUAGGUUAUUUCUUGUUGGCAACGAUCUUUCAGCAAUCUCCAUAUGAAAUUCUGAGUUCUAGGAAGCACUUUGAUUUUCCAUAUUUGCUUCCAUUCCGGGGUGUCUCUCUGGUUUAAGUUUCUGUUUUGGGGUUGAUGUAAGGCAUGUGACUUGAUUAUAUGACCAAGUACGUGAUGGACGAAGCGAGUAUGCAUGAAAUAUUUUCAAUGUACAUGGAAAAUCGCCACCGAAUGUCGUGCAUCGAGUUAUAAUAGUGAAAGCGAAGAUGAAUUUGAAAGUAACUAUGAGAUCGUCGGUCCAGGUGAAGACGAAGAUGAAGCUGGCGGCGCCAUGAACACAGAUGUGGCGGAAGUUGCAAAUGCACUAGCAAACCCGCAUCCGUUUCAGGAGCCUUCUUUCAUGCGGUCAUUGGAUUUGGAGGCUAUACACGCACCGGAGUUUUCGCAGUAUAUGAACACAGCACCUCCUGUUGUGGCAGAUGGUGAGUUCACAGUGGGGAUGAAAUUCAGUUCAAGAGAGGCAGUAAUCAAGGCAAUGAAAGAUUAUACCAUCUGGAGAGGUGUGGACUAUCGCGUAUAUGAGUCGAAACCGACGACAUUCUAUGCCAAAUGUACAGAAUAUGAGAAUGGUUGUGACUGGUUGAUCAGGGUUACCAAAAUGCAGAAGAAGUACUGUUGGGAGAUAAGGAGGUACAAUGGAAGUCACACUUGUACCAGGUCUACUAUUUCUCAAGACCAUUCGAAGUUGGAUUCCAAGACAGUUGCAGAAGUAAUUAAGCCGUUGGUAGAGGUUGACCCGUCUAUAAAGGUGAAAUCAAUAAUUGCUGAACUCCAGUCAAAGUUUAACUACACCAUCAGUUAUCGCAAGGCUUGGUUAGCGAAGCAGCAGGCGGUGGAAUCAAUUUUCAGAGGUUGGGAAGCAUCAUAUGAAGCUUUGCCCAUAUGGUUUGAGGCCAUGUGUCACAAGGAGCCAUCAGCAGUGGUUCACUUUGAAACAAUGCCUGCUUACCAGUGGGAUGAUUUGGUUCCUGAUAUUCAUGUACUGCAUAGAGUCUUCUGGAGUCAUUACCCUUGUAUAAGGGCCUUCAGACACUGCAAGCCAGUGGUGCAGGUGGACGGGACUCAUUUGUAUGGAAAAUACAAGGGUUGUUUAUUGGUUGUAGUCUCACAAGAUGGUAAUAACAACAUCGUGCCUAUUGCAUUCGCCAUAGUGGAGGGAGAGACUUCUGAUGCAUGGUACUUUUUCCUUAGUAACUUGCGUCAACAUGUGGUGACACGUGAUGGUGUGGGACUUAUUUCUGACCGACACGAUUCUAUUCGGUCAGCUAUUGAGAGAAGUAAUGGGGCUUGGUCUCCUCCUAGACCGUUCCAUAUGUUUUGUAUCCGCCAUAUUGAGUCCAACUUCUUGAGGAAGUUCAAGGCACCUUACUUGCAGAAGCUUAUCGUCAACAUUGGAUACUCGUCAAGGAGUACCAGAUGCGCUAUGAACGAUUAAAGGAACGAGGUGAGGCUUACACCAACUGGCUUGAUCGGAUCCCACAUGAGCAGUAUGCUUUGGCAUUUGAUGGUGGAUACCGAUGGGGUCAUAUGACCACCAAUCUUGUGGAGUGCAUCAACUCCGUCUUAAAGGGUGCACGCAAUCUCCCGGUGACUGCACUUGUUAAGGCUACAUUUUACAGACUGAAUGAGUUGUUCACUAGGAAAAGAGCUGAGGCUGAAGCCCGAAUUAAUGCUGGACUUGUUUUCUCUGAGAUGGUGACCUCCAAGGUGCAUGCAAAUCAACGAGCAUCGGGUAACAUACAGGUUAGUUGUUUUGAUAGAGAAAAUGAAGUAUUUGAGGUACGCGAGAUGCCAAGUGGGGUUGAGUAUGCAGUUGACCUACGCCACCGUCGUUGCGACUGUGGUGAAUUCCAGGUUGACCGAAUUCCGUGUCGACAUGUGUUUGCUUGUUGUGCAAAUCGGCGGUUGGACUGGCAAGUGUACGUUCAUGAUGUAUACAAGAUGGACCAAGUUCGAAGAGUAUAUAGGGCUAGGUUUAGACCACUGGGAAAUCCUGCAACGUGGUCUGCUUAUCAUGGAUCUCGAUUCGUCGGAAACCCAUUCCUCAGACGUGUAGCCAAAGGUCGUCUGAAGAUGACCCGCUUCUUGAAUGAGAUGGACACUCGUAUGUUACGUCGCCCUAGGCGAUGCAAGCAAUGCGGUGCCGAGGGCCAUAGUCGUAGUAGAUGUCGCCAAAGUGCUGGACCAAGUGGAGGUCCAGCCGAAGAGUAGUAGUUAUCUUUUUUACAUGUCAUUUGAAUUUACAUUUAUGUACGACAUUGACAUUUAAAUUUACUAACUCAUGCUUGUAUUC